UGUACAGCAUGGGGCACAGAAGGGCAGAGCAAUUAUGAGACAGUUAUGAUUAUACAAACACACAUAUAAUGUGUUUAUACGUUUAAAUCAGAACGACAAUUUAAGCGAUCGUCAGAUACGUUAGGUCACAGUAUUUACAAUGUUUCGGCAAAGUAGGACAAUCGUCAGAAAACUCACAAAUUUGAGUUUCCAGGGUUCGUGGAGGUCGAGAGGAACCUCUGCUGUCGAGAGAGCACAGCAGUACACAGUGGGAAAGAAGAUUCACGGAUUUUCUGUGACAGAGGUAACUGCAGUUCCAGAUUUGUUCCUGACAGCAGUUAAACUCACUCAUGAUUCUACCGGCGCUCAAUAUCUACAUGCAGCCAGGGAUGAUUCCAACAAUCUCUUCAGUGUGCAAUUACGUACCACACCCAUGGACAGCACGGGUGUCCCCCACAUUCUUGAACACACGGUUCUGUGUGGUUCUCAGCGGUUCCCGUGUAGAGAUCCUUUCUUUAAAAUGCUCAAUCGCUCCCUCUCCACCUUCAUGAAUGCAUUCACAGCGAGUGAUUACACAAUGUAUCCGUUCUCGACCCAGAAUGCCAAAGACUUCCAGAACCUUCUGUCUGUCUAUCUGGAUGCUGUUUUCUUCCCCUCUCUCAGAGAACUGGACUUCUGGCAGGAGGGUUGGAGACUGGAACAUGAGACCCCCACAGACCCCUCCAGCCGUCUGGUGUUUAAGGGAGUGGUGUUCAAUGAAAUGAAAGGAGUGUUUUCAGAUAAUGAGCGUAUAUACGGUCAGCACCUGCAGAAUAAGCUUUUGCCGGAUCACACGUAUUCUGUUGUUUCUGGAGGGGAGCCGCUAGCGAUCCCUGAUCUGACCUGGGAGCAGCUCAAACAGUUCCACGCCACACACUACCACCCCAGCAAUGCAAGGUUCUUUACGUACGGGGACUUGCCGUUGGAACAGCAUCUGGAGCAAAUAGAGAGAGAAGCCCUGUCUAAGUUUGAAAGAACGCAACCCAACACAGCAGUUCCACCCCAAACGCUCUGGGACAAACCGAGGGCGACUCAUGUGACAUGCAGCCCGGAUUCUCUGGCUCCUGACCCCACAAAACAAAACUCGCUCUGCAUAAGCUAUCUGCUCGGAGACAUCACCAACACGUUUGAGACGUUUACCAUGAACCUUCUCUCCUCUUUGAUGAUCUCUGGUCCAAACUCUCCAUUCUACAAAGCCCUGAUCGAGCCCAAAAUCGGUUCCGACUUCUCUUCCUCCGUAGGGUUUGAUAGCAGCACCAGACAAGCAACUUUCACCGUUGGUCUCCAGGGCAUGGCAGAGGCCGACACUGACAGAGUCAAACACAUCAUUGCCCAAACCAUCGAUGACAUUGUUACAACCGGUUUUGAAGAGGAGCAGGUUGAAGCUCUGCUACAUAAGAUUGAGAUUCAGAUAAAACAUCAGUCCACCAGCUUCGGCUUGGCUCUGGCUUCAUAUGUUGCAUCUUGUUGGAAUCACGACGGUGAUCCGGUGGAACUGCUUAAGAUCAGUGAAAAUGUGUCCCGCUUCCGACAGUGUCUGAAGGACAACCCUCGCUUCCUACAGGACAAAGUCCAGCAGUACUUUAAGGAUAACGCACAUCAACUGACCCUUUCCAUGAGUCCUGAUGAGAAGUACCUGGACAAACAGACCGAAGCUGAAGAACACAAACUACGGCACAAGAUACAAAACCUCACCGACGUGGACCUCAAAGACAUCUAUGAGAAAGGUUUACAGCUGUUGGAUGCUCAGAACACAGCUCAGGAUGCCUCUUGUCUCCCUGCGUUGAAGGUGUCCGACAUUGAGCCGAUCAUUCCCUACACACCUGUACAGCUUGGUACCGCAGGUGGUGUGCCUGUGCAGUACUGCGAGCAGCCCACCAAUGGCAUGGUGUAUUUCAGAGCUGUGUGUAACCUCAACUCCCUCCCUGAAGACCUGAAGAUCUUUGUUCCCUUGUUCUGCAGCGUCGUCACCAAGUUGGGCAGCGGCGGGCUGGAUUAUCGUCAGCAGGCUCAGCGUAUUGAACUAAAGACCGGAGGCAUGUCUGUCUCUCCACAGGUCAUACCAGACACCGAUGACCUCGAUCUGUAUGAGCAGGGUAUUGUACUUUCUUCUUCUUGCCUGGAAAGAAAUUUACCCGACAUGUUUCAGCUGUGGAGUGACAUAUUCAACAGCCCCAAUUUUGAUGAUGAGGAGCGUCUGCGUGUGCUGGUCAUGAUGUCAGCUCAAGAGCUGGCCAAUGGGAUAUCGUACUCCGGUCACAUGUAUGCGAUGACACGUGCUGCUCGAUCCCUCACGCCCACAGCGGACCUGCAGGAGACCUUCGGUGGGAUGGACCAGGUGAAGUUUAUGAAGCGAAUAGCCGAGAUGACUGAUCUGACAUCAGUUUUGAGGAAACUUCCCAGGAUGAAGAGACACUUGUUCAAUCUGGAAAACACGAGAUGUGCAGUUAACGCCACACCGCAGAAAAUGUCUGAUGCUGCCAAUGAAAUGGAAAGAUUUAUCAGUAAUAUAUCAGGGAACAGGAAAGAGCGCAAACCUGUUAGACCAAGCGUUGUUGAGAGGUCACUGGAUCCUCAAACUCGAUCAGCUGGAAGUCGUAAACUCAUCUCAGAGCCUCAUUUUAAACCUUGCCAGAUGAAGACCUUUUUUCAGCUUCCUUUUCCUGUGAACUUCGUCAGCGAGUGUGUACGCACUGUGCCGUUCACACACGAUGAUUUCGCCAGUCUGUGUAUUCUAGCAAGGAUGAUGACUGCGAAGUUCUUGCAUGGAGAGAUCAGAGAAAAGGGUGGAGCCUAUGGAGGCGGGGUCAGACAGGGAUCUGGUGGCCUGUUCUCCUUUUAUUCAUAUAGAGAUCCAAACUCCACACAGACAUUAUCGGCUUUCCGUGGCGGUGUCGAAUGGGCACGAGAGGGGAAGUUCACACAGCAGGACGUGGAUGAGGCGAAACUUUCAGUGUUCUCUGCUGUUGAUGCACCUGUGGCACCCUCAGAUAAAGGUUUGGGGAGAUUUCUAAGUGGUAUUACGGAUGAAAUGAAACAAACGUAUAGAGAGAGACUGUUUGCCGUGACGGAUAAAAACCUAAUUGAUGUCGCUGGCAGGUUUCUAGGUGUUGGCCAGAAGACACAUGGUGUGGCGAUUCUAGGUCCAGAAAAUGAAAUCAUCAGAAAAGAUCCAUCCUGGGUGGUGAAAUAGAUUCUGACAGAUGUUAUUAGGGAUAAAACACGCACAUGGUCCUGCAUUACGCACAAAUAAUCCUUGUCUCCAGAUGCGCACUUCUCAUUGUUCUUUUUUACCGAUGUCAUCAUGAUUUGCUGCAUUUCUAAAUGCUGCUAGAUAUAUUCAAGGGUUAAAACUGCCCGAAUCAUCUCUUAGUAGCAAGUCAUCUUACAUUGACCGCACGUUGGCAGUCAUAAUGCAGUGAUGGUGAUGUUGUUGACUGAAAGAUUAUUUAUGAA
This is a messenger RNA of Triplophysa dalaica, 3474 nucleotides long. RefSeq names its product pitrilysin metallopeptidase 1 (gene pitrm1). Gene Ontology annotation, biological process: protein processing. Gene Ontology annotation, molecular function: metal ion binding. NCBI's taxonomy places the organism in Eukaryota, Metazoa, Chordata, Actinopteri, Cypriniformes, Nemacheilidae. The transcript has 27 exons. Bases 140 to 3211 code for a protein of 1023 amino acids. The record is from RefSeq and is a predicted model, not a curated record. Gene Ontology annotation, cellular component: mitochondrial matrix.